AAGAACUGUCAAAAAUGUUGAUGGACAUUGGACAUGUUAUUUUACUGUCAUGCAGUGUGAAACAUAAAUAAAGCAUAUUAGUUUUUCGAAAAAUCAUGACUUAAUACUCAGGCCUAAUCUACUAUUAUGAAAUAAUUUAAUUAAUUACAUUACUGCCACUUCUAUAUGUGUUUUAAUUAAUGACAUUAUGGAUGGUUUAAUUCACGCGGCAUUGGAAGCUGAGGUAAUUCUUAACCGGGCAAAACAUGUGAAUUCAAAUUUAUCACAAUUUGGCAGUGGUGUCACAGAGCAUAAAAUGACUUGGACCCAUGAUAAGAUGCAUCUUGCAGAAUCAGUGGACGAUACUAGAAUGAAAUUUCAGAGAAAUUCGGUUGGUUCAGCAUCUAAAGCUACUGAAAAAUUUGACCUGUUCAAAAAGCUCCAUGAACUUCACAAUGAGUUAAGCAGAGAUGAAUCUUUGCAGGCCAACUAUCAAGGUCUUAAGACAACAUCUUAUCUAUUGGAAAAAUUAUUAGCCAAUUACAAUUUAAAUACACUAAUAAUCAAUUUAUACCCUGGUAAUAAAGGGUAUUCAUUAUCUCUGAAAGUUAAUGGAAAUAUGCAGUGUUUGAACCCACCAGAUGGCCAUACUUCAGCGACUCAAGAUGAAACUUUAAUAGAAACUCCUCGAUGGCCAUAUGAAGAGGAAGAGCUGUUAAGUUAUAUAGACAAUGAAGAGUUACCUGUUAUGCUGUUGGACUUGCUGGAAUCAGAACACUCCUGUCUCUUUUAUUCGGGAUGUAUCAUAGCGCAGAUUAGAGAUUACAGACAAGCAUAUCCCAGUUUUCUUUGUGAUACACAUCAUGUACUUUUAAGGCCCACCAACCAGAGCAUUAUAACUGAUGCUAUGUGCAUCGGAGGUCGAUGUGGCUGGUCAGGUGAAGAGCGGAGUGCAUUAGAGGCAGUAGAGGCGGCCUUGGUGCACGCGGCCGCGCCCCCCUUGUGCCUCGACCCGCGCCCCGCUGUCGGCUUGCUCGCCGCUCGGCUCCACGCUGCCCCUAGAUUAUUUAAUACGCCUCGAAUAAGGAGACAAGCUAAAAAAUUCUCACAGGUAGCAGUAAAUAGGAAAAGAAAAUUAGAUCAAUUUACACAUUACCAUGGAUUAGAAUUAUUAGAUUUAAUACAUCGGCAAAGAGCGAAAAGCAGUAGACAAUCAGUACCUCACACGCGACUUACAUCCAAAUAUCCUAAGAAACCACCAGAGGUGUUCAAGCCAAUAGAGCCUCCAAAGAUGGAGCCUUUACCUUUAGCGCUGCCAUCAGAACCUAGUAGUCCGCUUCGUCUUGCUCGUGCUUACGAAAGACCUCGGGCGAUACCUGACUGCCAACCUCAGCUAGUCGAAGAAUAUAUCCUGGAGACUGAAAAGACAUCACCCCAUGCAGGCGCUGGGUACUUCCACAUAAAACUCUCUAUACUACAAAGGCCGUCCGACCAAGAGUUCCUAGGAGAGCUAUACGUGGACAGAGACCACGUUGAAGGAGAGAGAAACGGCGCAGCCUGCCGAUUUACUUUAGGAUCCAGAGUACAAGCGAAUAAGUAUAUACAACAGUUUACGGAGAUAUUUACGGAAGAAGGUCGAAAAUCUGUUAGAAUAAAACAUAUUGUUCCAGGACAGUUACCGAGAGUUUCUUUCACUGGAGGCAUGAGAGAAUUGCAAAGAAACGCAGCCGCCGCAGCUGCAGCCGCUGCAAACAACGCCACCGUGCAAACGCACACCGCAAUUGUUCCGGUCGUAACCACAGCUGCGUCCGCAACUACAAAUACUCACAGCAAUGCCCGAGCUCUUCCUAUACUGCAGGCACAGUUACAGCAAGCUGCCACCGUAAGCGGAGUAGGAAACGUCGUGGCCAGUGUGGGCACGAUAGGAAACGUGGGCAGCGUUGGCAGCGUGGGCAACGUUGGCAAUGUUGGCGGAGUUGUGACCAACGUGGGCACGGUUAGCGGCGUCGUCGGUAACGUCGUCGGCUCCGUGAACACGAAUACAGAUACCGCAUUAAAACAACAACCAUCUCCUACAACGCCCCGUUUGUCACCACAGCAGGCAUCAACGAAUCAGCUAUUAGCGCAACAGCUAACGAACCCCCCUCAGCCGCUCAACACGCCCAAGAUGCAGUCAGCAAUAAUACACAUACAGCACCCUCUGAUGUCAACGGCGAGCGCUACUCAGGUACAAAAUAUUCAAUACACGAACACAUCGACGACACAACAGAAGACGACCGCCGCUAAACCAAGAACAACGAAUCCGGCGAUAACCGCUCUCGUAACUAGUCUAAUGAAUUCAGCACAACAGUACUGCAACCAACAAGCGGCAGCCAACCAGAACGCGGCUAAAUCAGUUGUGAGCACGGCGAGCAGUAACCCGACGAUACUGAACCUACUCAACAGUGCCCCGGCGGCCAUGACCCACGUCACGUCCAGCACCGAGAACUCGAUAGACGCCCACAAGCUGCUCGGCAGGGUCUCCCUAGCCGGGGCCAGGCUGAUAGCCGCCACCACUGCCUCGCACACCAUACCUACUUACACUCAGCAGGGAGUCGGCGUUCAAGUAAUGAGUGGGUAUACCCGGGACAGCGAAGCAAUUAACGUGUCGAGUAGUGAAAGCGCGUUAUUAGAACGGUUGAUAGGAUCAGAUGCACCCAACGCGUCAGCCUCACAACCUCAACCUGUUUGUCAUUUGCAGGGUUUAAGUUUAGCGUCCUUACAAGGCUUACAAGGAAUUCAAGGUCUACAGAACGUUCAGGUUCAGAUCCCGGGUCUCUCGGCGCCGAUAUCGUUGUCAUUGAACGUGUCCGGGGCACCCAGCGGCCUGCUCGUCUCCGUACCGCCCACCACUUCGGUCGUGCUAACGAAUCAACCGUCGGUACUGUCGCUGCCAAUCGCUCAGCUAAUGCAAGGCGGCGUGAAGAGUGCAGUCCGCGGCGGCACCGUGCAGGUGGUGCGUGCCGCCCGCCCCGCGCCCCGCCCCGCCCACACCCCUGCGCACACGCCCGCGCACACGCCCACGCACACGCCCUCACACACGCCCACGCACACGCCAGCAGGAACCGCUCAGUUCAUAACGCAGGCGCAAGCGCAAACAUUAACGGCUCAGCAGGUCCGAAGAAAAUCGAACGCAGACAGUUCAUAGUAGUGAAUGCGGACUUUCGGACUUUAUGCCCUAGUGAAAUAAAAUGUUUACCUAAUUAAUAGAUAAAUUAUUGAAAAAAAAAGCGAAAAUUCGCUUCGGACUAGUAUCUCACGCACGUACCUAUCGACUGCGGACUGUAAUCCACCAACUACUUAGGUAAAUUUAUCCCGAGGAUAAAUAAAACGUAGGCUUGUCAAAAUGUUUAUACGUAGGCGACUGAAUAAAAAAAGUUAAGGUUUCAAUAUGUAACUAAUUAUAUUAUGUGUAUCGGAAUACACAACAUCAAUAGAUUUUGUGCGUCGAACGCAUGCGUUUGUAGAUCGUAAUGACUGACAUUCUUUUAAUUUAAAUAAUAUCGAAAUAGCUUUUUUUUUCAUUUUGAUAUACCAGUAUGACGUCACUUCGAAAUAAGGUAAAUAUAUUUAUUUGAUCUUCGUAAUAGCGCAAUUACAUAUAGUCUGGAAUGUUCUUCAUGAAAAAAAAAACAGAUUUGUUUGAAAUUGAAUUUAGAACGUAAUUGGCGCGAAAAAAAAUAUAUUAAUUCUAAAUUUUAAAAUUGUUGCACAACCAUGAAUUCGUAUCGUAAUCACAAGACAGAUGUAUCGUUUCUACAUUAACUAAUAUCAAUCAUGUGUAUGUAUUUAUUGUUUUUAAAAGUCACAAAUAGUUAUUUAUGUAUGUAAAUAUAUAUAUAUCGGUUGCGUAAAGAUUUUUAACAUAACAUUGACACUGAAGGAAUUUUAUCAUGACAUGAAAUGUGUUUGAUGCGAGCCCGCGUUGGAUGUGGUAAUAAAUUAAGGGUCGAAACUUAUGUUAUUAUUGGCGUUGUUCGUCGUUGUUUAUGUGUAGUUGAUUUUUGUUGGUUAGUCUUCGGAAUUUGUUAUAAACUGUUCGUUUUUAAAAACAUUAAUAAUAAGGUGACUAAAAGUUCAUAAUAUGAUCGGGGAACAGAAAAUCAUGCUCUGCAUUAAUAGACAUUCGUGAUCAGUAUUAAAUCAUUGCACGCAGAGUAUACCGCAACUGAACAAUGAAGUACAAUAAUAAUUCAGUGAUCAAAGAAUCUACGUUAAUUAUAUUUUGUAAAUACUGUAACAUAUACUAACUACUAAUAUGCAUCACAUUUACGUUGAGUGAGUAUGUGUGAAUGGAAUACGUGUUGUUUGUUUUGCUAUUACAGGGCGUAGGUAUCGAAGGAAUCCGUCUUUUUAAAAGUACUAGUAGACUUCAUUCGGAGAAUACAAAAUUUGAGAUGCACACAUAAAUAUAUCGACGCUUGAAAGGCAAACGUGACUAAGCGACAAUGCGUGAACUUUACAGCAGACUAAUUUAAUGUUGAAAUACCUGAAAAAAAAAAAAUUUUAACGAAUCUAGCUGCAGGAUUGAAAUGAUUUUAAUAGACCUAGAAAUUUUUUUUUUUGCGCGUCGAAUAUGGUUAUUGCCCAUCAUUUAUGUAUAAAGCAGUUAUUAUCGCUUAGUCACGUGCCUUUCAAGCGUCGAUAUGCAGUGUAAUACAGUUCGACAACGAAUAAAAACAAGUUCCUGACUACAAUAGUACAGUUACUAUUUAUUGUUUUAUAUUGUAAUAGUGUUGUUGUAUCAUCGACAUCGGAGCCGAAAGGUCGGAUUGCAAUCUCUAUUUCAGUUUGUAUUGUGGACUGGAAAUGACUCAAUAGGGAUUAUAUUAAAUAUUGUAAUAUUUUAAAUGAAAAUAGAACAUACAGUUGAAUUAAACAAAAUGUCGUAGUAUUUUUUUGCCUAAUUCAAUGAGCAUGAGUUAAUAGGAAAAGUGGAGCAUAGGAAAUAUAUCUGGCCAUCUCUCAUGUACGCACUCAAUCUAAUUGAAAUGACGAUUUUGGCUUUUUUUCUGUUAUACAACUUUUAAUCACUCUGACCACCAGAUUAAUAAAGAUCUUUAAUUUAAGAUCUAAAAGGAUUUAAUAAGUUGUAACUUAUCUUUUUUAUACGAUAAUUUUACGUCAUUCAAAUAUACAGUAGAAAAUCGAUUCGGUCAGAUAGGCACGGGCGUUAUCAUAUCUAUCGAUAAAUUGGGAUGUGUACCAAAAAUGUAAUUUUCAUAGUCUUCAGGUAAUUAAGUAUAUGAUACGCUAUAUUACCCAUGUAUGAAAGCAUCACAUAAUAAAUAGAUCCGUAGAAGAUAUAUUCAUGUUUUUAGUCACUGCUAAACAUUGAAUAAAUUUGACCAGUACGCGGUAUGGUUAGCUAAAUGACGUAUGCAAUAACACAUUUUACCCCUAAACAUUUUUUAUAUAGCAAAGCGAUGACAAACUAAAGUAUGUUUUAGUACAACAGGUCCUUAUUCUGGUCGGAUUUAGGUUCAUUUUACUAAAAAAAAGGAUUUAGUGGUUUGUAGCGUUCAGUUUGAAAUCCUGAAAUCGACCUUUUGGCUUUUCAGCCGAAGUUAUUAUUUUACUACAAUUCUGUACGUAUCGAAUGACGUUUGAAUAGAUGGAUAUAUUGUCAUGUCUGUGGAGUUUCCGUAGCGAAACUAAAGACCUUAUGAGAUGAUUGGGAUCAAUGAAUAGUUCACAAUUUAUGCUGAAGGCGUUUCAACGCUAUUUAGUUGUAAGGUACGGCGUAUUCCAUGCUCGACGAAGAAACGAUUUUGUUUUAAACGUAUUCAGUUCUAGAAGGUUCUUGUAAAAAAAAAUGACUUGAUGUUAAACAUUACUUUUCAUAUUUCCUUUUGAAAAAUAGUCAUUGCUUUCAUUAGGAACUUCGUCCGUUUUGUCGUCUCUACGAUUUGCACAAAGUUUUAGUUUAAAUGUCUAUUAAUUAAUAAUAAAAUAAAACUAUUAGUAAAUUUUAACACAUCGAUAUGUUAAAAACAACGUUACCCGAUGUAAUAACAGCAAUAUAAAUACCGAUCGUUCAAUGUGCACUUAGAUAUUUAAUUUCGAGUUAGAGCAUCAAUGUGUUUUUAAUAUAUUUUUAUUUAAUCGAUGAGAUGUGUUCAUAAUGGCAUCUACGAAAUGCCUAGUGUUAGUGGUAGAUGAACGAUACUCUACUACUACUCUAUACUCUAGGUGUGCGAUAGGACGCGCGAACGUAGAGCCUCGGAUCUAUUUAUCGAAGGGCACAUCGUCGCGGAAUGCGUUGUGGCAGUCCGUAGACACGGUCUGCGGUGAGAGCGGGGGAGCACACGAUGCUUUGCGGAGCCGCAACGCAAAGAUUUCACCGUAUCGGUGGGCACAUGAGCGGUGCGGCGUCGCAACGUUGCUAUGUCGGCGCCCCAGCAACUCUGGACAGUCUGUUAAUAAUAAUAAUAAUAGACGAUGACCGAGCAUUGCCCGGUUUUUUUGUAUAAUGCCAUCUUGUUGUGUCUUUAAAGCGGUUCGUUGCCCUCAAUUAAGAAAAAUAGUAUUAUUAUUCGCCAAUAGAUGUCGGGAAGAGUUGAUUAUUGAAAACACGAAUAAAACAACAUUUUCUGAAAAUAAAUCGUAGCUAGAUCCAUUUAUCGCCCCCGAAAUCCCCUGUAUACAAAAUUUUAUGAAAAUCGUUGGAGCCGUUUCAGAAUUGCUCGUUUAAAGUUAUAAGAAAGAUAAUAGGCGGUGUCACUCCAACGUCGCAACGCAUUCACCCCUCCCCAGCUUGUCUCGGUAAUUGCAAGGCCGUAGCGCCGCCGCAGCGCAUCGUGUGACCUCGCUGUGAGAUACGCAGCACGACGCGGCGCUGUGCGUUUCCUUCGACAGGUCGAAGCAUAGCUUUGGUGUGCACCUCACGUCGGUAUGUAGGUGAAUUGUGCGAAUUGUUGAUCUCAUUUGUUUAUGGACGUUUAGCUCAAUGUGUAGAUGUUUUUUUUUUUUUUUUUGUAAAUAAAAACUUUAUUUGAAAAUACGCGAAUGUACCUAUAUUUUAAGAGAUAAUAAAAUUAUUACUGUAUAUAUUUUGGAAUGGAGAUUUUUAUACAUAACCGAUAUUAUUAUUAUUAUUAAUAUUAUUUUCAAUGGUUGUAAUGUUUCAGUGUCAACUUCUUGCGUGUAACAUAGUUUGUAAAUAUUAAUUUAAUUGAGAUGUGAUAUGCAUUCUGACGUUUAUAAUAUUAGGUGUACAAUAAAAUUUAUAUGAUUGCGUUGACAUGGAAUUUGUGUAUAAAAUUGAUAUUGUAAAAAAAUAACAUGUGUACGUUGUUCAGAGAUUGAAGUUUCGAACAUAAAUAAAUAAAUUUUACACGAA
Messenger RNA from Bombyx mori (domestic silkworm), 7360 nucleotides. Its product is annotated as transcription factor SPT20 homolog. The record is from RefSeq and is a predicted model, not a curated record. The coding region runs from base 188 to 3166 and encodes 992 amino acids. Gene Ontology annotation, cellular component: SAGA complex. Lineage: Eukaryota; Metazoa; Arthropoda; Insecta; Lepidoptera; Bombycidae. The transcript is spliced from 18 exons. Gene Ontology annotation, biological process: regulation of transcription by RNA polymerase II. Gene Ontology annotation, molecular function: transcription coregulator activity.